AUGGCUCAGGUGAACGUCUGGAGCGAUGGUCCGGGAGUUCUGGACAUUCCGAUGACAAUGAAUGCCCGACUGAGUGGCCAAAUGCCGAUCGAAGUGAACCAAUUCGUGUAUGUCUUCGAAGACAUCGGUUUGUCUCCAAGACAUCGAUACGAGACAAUCAGUGGCCGCGAAACCAAUUACACUGUCGUCUAUCAGUCCAACGAAACCAUUAGCGGAACCUAUACUAUGAUAGUACAGGUCUUUGUCUACAUCUGGGGCUUCAAGGGUUGGCUCAUCGCUGAAGAUCGCCAUAAGUUUGUUCUUCAGGACACUUUGGCCGGAAAUAUAAAUAUCACUCAAUCGGGAGUUUCGCAAAAGGCUUUAACCGACGGAAUAGUGGCCACCAAUAGAGAGGUUCAACUGAUGGCUCAGAUUAACUACGGCUCACACGUACUGAAGAACUCAUCGGUUUGUAACUAUACGUGGGUUUUGGAGAGUAAAACACACGACGCGAACCCAUCGCCUGUUUUUAAGUACAACUUCACGACGAAUGCCACGUUUGAAGUAGAAGUGAUCAUUUUCUGCAAUAUAUCGUAUAUGAAGACUAAUAUCUCAAAGUUUGGUCACUUCACCACAACUAUUAAGGCUAAGAACGAGAUCCAAGGGCUGAACGUAACCGGCAAUACAUGGCUAUUGGACGGCGCACUCCUGCAGCUGAAGGUGCACUGCAGGGCAGGGGAUAAACCAUUUUGGUAUUGCUAUGAGUUCUCCAAGAAGUUGCGCCCGAACUACACCUGCAGUAAAGAACUGAUCCAUACGAAUGACUGCUACUUUCCAAUUACACAUUACUUCCCAUAUAACGGCACUUAUUAUAUAGACAUUGGGAUCUAUAAUGACGUUAAUUUCGUCAAUAAAACAAUUAAAGUCAAUGUUUACGACAUCGUACGACAAACGCAGUUAUCAUUUGUGAUAAUACCGGUCGUGAGCUCAAUACUGGCCAUCGUUAUAGUAGUGGCGGGUAUUGCAUAUCAUUUGCAACAAAGAGCUAAUAAUAAUAUAACACUAGAAGUGGCGGACUUUGACUUUCAACAAAACGACGAUUUAGUUGAGAAGACUUUUUUUGAAAGGCUUCGCACAUCGAUUGCCACAGCGAUGAGGGAAACCAUUUUCUAUCCAUUCAAUCCCUGCACAAGAGGUGAACAUUACAACAACCUUAUCGAUGAUAAUAUUGCUACUAAUGUCGCCAUUAAUACUAACGAUGUUUCCUAUGGUAUCACUAAAUAGUCUUCUGUUUGAAUACUUCGCUAGAAUUGUAUAUAUAUUUUGUAAUUAAUUUUAUGAAUCACUCAUUAUUUAUGAUUUG
This is a messenger RNA of Medioppia subpectinata, 1342 nucleotides long. The record is from the annotation of a GenBank genome assembly. NCBI's taxonomy places the organism in Eukaryota, Metazoa, Arthropoda, Arachnida, Sarcoptiformes, Oppiidae.